CUCCUCCGUUACAUUAGUCCUGAGAAAAAUACACCAUAUUCCAUACCAAAGUGUAUUCAUGGCUUCUACUUGUUCUUAUGUAGUUGGUUGUGCUUCUUCUUCCUCUCUCUCUGUUACCAAAAAAUAUGAUGCUUUCAUCACCUUUAGAGGAGAUGAUACUCGCAGCGACUUCGCAAGCCAUCUUCAUGCUGCUCUGCGCAGAAACAACGUCGAUACAUACAUAGACUACAGGAUCGAGAAAGGAGCUAAGAUUUGGCUAGAAAUCGAGAGAGCCAUCAAAGACUCCACUCUCUUCUUGGUUAUCUUCUCCGAGAACUACGCAUCUUCUAGCUGGUGCUUGAAUGAACUCCUCCAACUAAUGCAAUGCAAGAAACAAGAAGAAAACGUUCAUGUUAUUCCCGUGUUCUACAAAAUAGACCCGUCUCAGGUACGCAAACAGAGCGAGAACUAUCACGUGGCAUUUGCAAAACACAAGAAGGAUGGAAAGGUGAGUGAAGAGAAGAUGCAAAAGUGGAAGGACGCUCUCAGUGAAGCAGCCAAUUUAUCUGGCUUCCAUUCUAACACAUACAGGACUGAACCUGACUUGAUUGAAGACAUUAUCAAAGUUGUUUUGCAAAAACUAGAUCACAAGUACCCAAAUGACUUUAGAGGCCCUUUCAUAUCUAACGAGAACUAUACAAACAUUGAAUCUUUUCUGAAUAUUAAUUCAAAGGAAGUUAGAAUCAUUGGAAUUUGGGGCAUGGGAGGUAUUGGUAAAACAACUCUUGCUGCUGCUAUUUUUCAUAAGGUUUCUUCUCAUUAUGAAGGCACUUGCUUCUUAGAAAAUGUGGCUGAGGAAUCGAAAAGGCAUGACCUAAACUAUGUAUGCAACAAACUUCUUUCUCAGUUACUAAGGGAAGAUCUUCAUAUUGACACUCUUAAAGUGAUACCUUCUAUUGUUACAAGAAAACUCAAGCGCAAGAAAGUUUUUAUCGUGCUAGAUGAUGUGAACACUUCCGAACUUCUUGAAAAAUUGGUCGGAGUUGGUCGUGAAUGGCUAGGAUCUGGUAGCAGAAUCAUUGUGACAACCAGAGAUAAGCAUGUACUUAUACGUGAAGUUGUUGACAAAAUUCAUGAAGUCAAGAAAAUGAACUUUCAAAACUCCCUUGAACUUUUCAGCCUAAACGCCUUUGGCAAAACCUAUCCUGAAAAGGGAUAUGAGGAGUUAUCAAAAAGAGCAAUGGAUUACGCCAAAGGAAUCCCUUUAGCUUUGAAAGUUUUGGGAUCAUUUCUUCGUUCCAGAAGUGAAAAUGAAUGGCAUAGUGCACUGAGUAAAUUAAAGAAAAGUCCCAAUGUGAAAAUUCAGGCUGUGUUGAGAUUGAGUUAUGCAGGAUUAGAUGAUGAUGAGAAAAACAUUUUUCUAGACAUAGCUUGUUUUCUUAAAGGACAAAGCAGAGACCAUGUAACAAAAAUAUUAAAUGACUGCGAUUUUUCUGCUGAUAUAGGGAUAAGAAGUCUUUUAGACAAAGCUCUUAUCACUACUACAUAUAGCAAUUGCAUAGAUAUGCACGAUCUGAUACAAGAAAUGGGUAGAGAAGUUGUUCGUGAAGAAUCUGUUAAAUUUCCAGGGCAACGCAGUAGAUUGUGGGAUCCUGUGGAAAUCUAUGAUGUAUUGACAAAUAAUAGAGGAACUGCUGCAGUUGAAGGAAUAUGGUUAGAUAUGACUCAAAUUACACAUAUAAAUUUAAGCUCCAAAGUAUUCAGAAAGAUGCCAAACCUGAGAUUACUCACUUUCAAAUCUCACAAUGGAGACUCUGAGAGAAUUAAUUCAGUGUACCUUCCAAAGGGUCUUGAAUUCUUACCUAAAAACUUGAGAUAUUUGGGGUGGAAUGGAUAUCCAUUGGAAUCCUUACCGUCAAGAUUUUUCCCUGAGAAGCUUGUUGAGCUUUCCAUGCCAUACAGCAAUGUGGAAAAACUUUGGCAAGGAGUACAAAAUUUGCCAAAUUUAGAGAGAAUUGAACUUUGUGGCUCCAAGCACCUUGUGGAGUGUCCAAGGUUGUCUCAUGCACCAAAUCUUAAAUAUGUAAGUAUGCGCGAUUGUGAAAGCUUGCCUCAUGUUGAUCCAUCAAUUUUCUCCCUCCCGAAGCUUGAAAUUUUAAAUUUGAGCGGAUGCACAUCGCUUGAGAGCCUUAGCAGCAACACUUGGCCACAAUCUCUCCAAGUAUUGUUUUUAGCACAUUCAGGUUUGAAUGAACUGCCUCCAUCAAUUUUGCAUAUCAGGAAUCUCCAUAUGUUUUCUUUUUUAAUUAAUUAUGGUCUUGCGGAUCUUCCUGAAAACUUUACGGAUCAAAUUUCACUUUCUGAUUCAAGGAAACACGAAUGUAACGCUUUCUUCACCUUACAAAAGUUAAUGCCUAGCUCUGGCUUCCAGUCAGUAACACGUCUAGCAUUUUAUGAUUGUCAUAACUUAUGUGAAAUCCCAGACAGCAUCUCCUUGUUAUCAUCUUUGAAAUGCUUAAGCUUUCGUUAUAGCGCCAUCAUUAGCUUACCCGAAAGCUUUAAGUAUCUUCCAAGGCUCAAACUUCUUGAAAUUGGUAAAUGUGAAAUGCUGAGACAUAUACCUGCUCUUCCACGAUCCAUUCAGUUAUUUUAUGUCUGGAACUGUCAAUCUCUUCAGACAGUGUUAAGUUCAUCUGCUGAAUCAUCCAAAAGACCCAACUGUACUUUUCUGGUCCCUAACUGUAUAAAAUUGGAUGAACAUUCAUAUGAUGCAAUUUUAAAAGAUGCCAUUGCUAGGAUUGAACUUGGAUCAAAAUCAUUAUCUGCAGUAGUAUUAGAAAAUGAAGAAGAUGCAUCCUCGGACAAUGAGGGCACUGAUUUUUAUUUUUUCAAAUUAGCAAGAAAUGGUACGAUUUGCUACUGUUUACCAGCUAGAAGUGGAAAAGUUCGAGACUGGUUCCAUUGCAACUUUACACAAUCUUUGGUCACUAUUGAGCUUCCCCCUAAUUUGUUGUGUUUCAUUUUCUACAUGGUUGUUUCUCAAGUCCAAUCAUGCAACAUCGGAUGCUAUGGAAGUAUUGGAUGUGAAUGCUACUUGGAAACCAGCUGGGAUGAAAGGAUCAAAAUACCAAGUUUCUUUGUAGAAGAAAAUAUCUUGUCUAGUCUUGAUCCUCAAUUUGGAUUUAUGGCAGAUCACAUAUUUUUAUGGUAUGAUGCACAAUGUUGUAAGCAGAUAAUGGAAGUAAUUAAAGAAAGGAAAGCCAUUAAUGACAAGAGCACCACUCAUCCUCCAAAGCUUACAUUUAAAUUCUUUGCUCAAACUGAAGAUAACAAUGAAGCAGUGGUCAUAAAAGAGUGUGGGUUUCGUUGGAUGUUUUCCUUAGAAGAAAGAGAAUGUAAAUUCAAGAGAAGCAGAGAAAUUCAUGAAGUAGAAGCCAAUGUUUUCAGAAAUCAAGUCAAGGACUCUGAGUCUAAUGAGCAAGAAGAAACAUUUCCUCCAACCAAAAAAAUUAAGCAAGGUGUCUUCAGAACUUCAAACUUGGAAGCAGAAGAAAAAGAGGACUUGAGACGUCUUCUUGAAGAACUCCGGCUAUAACACUGUUGCAAUCUGAAGAUGUGCAAGCAAUAGGAUGCAGGGGCAUAAAAUGGGUAUGAAUAUGGUAGUAUGAUCAAGCAUUAAGUCCAUUUUAUUGUUCUGGGUCAUUUUUAGGUUCAAUUAUUUAAGAGUGAACUUUCUUUCUGAAGCAUAACAUAUUUUAUACUCUUUUGUCUUUUUGCAAGUAACAUAACAACAAAAAUAUAUUUCUAACUCAUAUUUUUUAGUUUUUAUAGUUUUAUUUUUUCUAUCUAAAAUUAUAAAUACAGAAAUAAAGUCAACUAUUAUGAGGGAUAGAGGCAGUGGUGACAGUUAUGUAUAGAAACUGCAAGAUAACAGAUAUGUGUAUAAAAUAACUUAUAGUAGUUAUGUAUUAGGAUUAUAUAUCACAUAGUAGGUUGAAUAAUUAGACAUUAAAGUUAUUUUCUCCUUGUGGACGGAGAAUGAUAGUUAAAUAGGAGUGUUGUUAAUACUAGUGGAAAAUUAAAAUCUAUUUUGCAUUCAAAAUAUACUAUAACAAUAAUAAAUAGAGAAAAUUAGAAUUGUGUAUCCGGAUGCAUAUUCUUGAAAUAACCAAAAAAAAAAUUCAAUAAUGUGAAGACUUCAUGUAUAUUUAUACUGAAAUCAAUCUCUAUUAUCAACUCUUUGAUGGUUGGAAUUCUAAAGAACAAAUUCUCUUUCUACUUUUCAGGUCUAGAAACUAAACCUGAACUUUUCUAAUUUGUGUCUAAUACACUUCUCUUAACCAAAUGCUUAUAUUUAUUAGAGAUAUAGAUUUGGAUUUUUUUUUCAAAAGGAGAUAUUUGAUUUACAAUAAUUAUAUAUAUCUCUAUCUCUUGUAUAUCUCAUAUCUCUUUAUCUUAAAAAAAGUUUCCUAAUUUAAGAUAAAGAUAAUUCCCAAAUAAUUAUACGACUAAUUAUAGUAACUAAUCCUAAUAUGUAGUAAUAGAAUAUUAUUCUUUUGUGGACAACUUCUGUAUUUUUUUGUCCUAGAUCAAAGAACACAGGUGUCCCAUAACUCAUUGGGCCAAAGACUAAUCUCGUAAGAGAACUUUGCACAAGGUGAGAAUCAAACACAAGUUCUCCCACUAAAUAAUUCACACUCAUGUAAACGCAACGAGAGCUUACACCGUUGUGCCAACCCUUUGGGGUUAACUUCUGUAUUUAUAAAAGGAUACUCUUUGUUUAGAUUAAUUAUAUUGUCGGUGCUAAAGAAUAUAAUAAUAUUUCACUAAAAUAUUUAUUUGAUUAAAUUAAAUUCUUUAAUUUAAUUUUCAAAUAAAUUACUUUCUUAUGCAAAAGAUUGGAAUAUUCAUUUGUGUGUAACCCCAUAAGUUCAAUACUAAAUGAAUUGUAAUUAAUUUACUAAUCAAAGUAGACAUCUUGAUAGCAUGAAGUAACAUCUUCUACCUUUAAGAAUAAGAGAAGAAUAAUGUAAUAUUUUAUCGCAUUAUAUUAGUGUCAAACUCUAGAGUAUACUAUUAGUAUCAAACUAUAAUAAAUUAACACAUUAUACUUAAUCAAUGAAUGACUUAAGAAAUUUUUUUUCUUCUUUCAUUUAAUUCUCAAGUCUUAAUUAUAUCAUAAAGUUAUCUCAAGAAUAAUUUAGAUUAAAAUUAUAAAACUUAUUUCUCAUUAUCAUAAUCUAUACCAUGAUAACAAGUUUCUAAUUUUAAUCAAGGACUAAUCAAAUUAACAAUUUAACAAAAUAAUAAAUAAAAUAAAGAAUAAUUUUUUACCAAAAUUGAUAACAUAAUAGAUUAGAUCAUGAACAUACAUUUAUCCCCAAAAGAGGAUACUCUCUAAAGGGGACUUUUGUGUCUGGAACAACAAGUGUGAUUUCAGUGUUCAAUAAACAUCAAUAUGCUGAGUGCAAAAUGCUCAAUAAAUUCAUAAAAAUCUUGAAAUUUGUUCUCAAAUGCGAUUAAGAAAGCCUUUUUUCAUCCUGACCCCUGAAUUCAAGUUAGCAACAUAAGCUUGAAGUUUAAUUCUCAAUUGUUGCUUAUUUGAUCAUGAGGGUUUUCCCUUAUACCAGAAGUUUUAGUGUGUUGAUUUUGACAUCUGUCGUUGUACACAUACACUGUUUACUACUGUUUAUCAACAAGAAAUAGCGUUAAAUAUGCAUUGGCAUCUCAGAUUGGCAACCAUGAAGAUUAAAGUUGCAUUUACCUGUAGCAACUUCAAGAUUGUACAAUGAAAUGCUGACACAGGUUCCUUCACCUGUAUGUGCUUGUAAUGUUUAGUUCACGAAAGGGUGUUUAGAACAGUUGAUGACUUUGUAUGGCCUAUUGAUACUCCAUUCCUUGGUCGCUUCAUUAUUGAUGUUGAAUUUCUUGACCUGAAGACUUGCCCUGUGAAUGUGAGUCCCUGAUUUUUAUAAUCAUUACUACAUUUAUAUGAUAUUGAUGUAAAUAAAUUUUAUAAUUUAUGCAUAAAUGUAAUGUUUGUUUUUUCCUCUAAA
Molecule: messenger RNA, 6035 nt
Organism: Glycine soja
Lineage: Eukaryota; Viridiplantae; Streptophyta; Magnoliopsida; Fabales; Fabaceae
Product: TMV resistance protein N-like
Exons: 5
Coding region: 59-3574 (1171 amino acids)
Biological process (GO): signal transduction; defense response
Molecular function (GO): ADP binding
Source: RefSeq, a predicted model, not a curated record